This is a messenger RNA of Haplochromis burtoni (Burton's mouthbrooder), 1389 nucleotides long. RefSeq lists its product as uncharacterized. The record is from RefSeq and is a predicted model, not a curated record. The coding region runs from base 387 to 959 and encodes 190 amino acids. The transcript is spliced from 4 exons. Lineage: Eukaryota; Metazoa; Chordata; Actinopteri; Cichliformes; Cichlidae.
UGGCAGCAGCUGGAUUGCAGAAUUUGUCUGCAUGUGAUAUGCAUGAGAGGGAGAGAGAGAGUUGGAGGUGGGCGUGUGUUGGGGUCUAAAAGCUAGCACAGCUCCCAAACCCUAAACUUGUUUUAAAAAGAGCUCUGUACCGGACCUGCCGCACACUCUUCUCUUAAUUAUCCCAAAGCUGGGAGAAGAGGGUGGAGAGAGCGUCGGAGAAAACAGGAGAGAAGGGAGAAGAAGUAAGUAGAGGGACCGUGGCAGCGACAGGGUGGAGAGGCGAGAGGAGCAGAGACAUCUGGUAUUCAAACCGCAUGGGAGAGGGAGAAGGACUUCCUGCUGAGUCUUAAAAGCAUCAUCAUCAUUUCAAGUCGGGGAGCGUGUAUCUUCUCGACAUGGGCCCUCACUCUCUGUUGAUGGCGCUGAUGGUGGUUGCCACAGCAACUGGGGCCUAUGCAGCCGAGGAGGAGAAUGAAGUGGAUUACGGGUACUGGAACUACAGAGAGGGAGCUGAGAGCGUGAAUGUGGCCUCAGUGCGCAGUGUGACCAGAGUUUUAGAUGCCUGGGGAAAACGCAUCUUCAGUGAGAUCAAAACUCUGCUGCACUCACAGCCCAGCACGCUGCUGCCCGACUACUCCAGGGUGCGCCCUCUGUCCGAGUCUGUCAACGACCUCUUCAGGGAAGUCUCUCUGCUGCACCGACGCAUCGCCGAGCUCUCUCAUCGCCUAGCAACGCUGGAACCAUUUCUCCGUCGCUACGGCUACCAGGGGGAGGAUGGGGAGGAGGAGGAGGAGGAGGCGGAAGGCAGGCGGGCUCACAGCCUGAAAGGGAAGGUGGCGAGUCUGGCCCGAUACACCCCGAGGAGCGCAGUGAGCGUGAGCCCGCCCAGAGGGAGCAGGGUGGUGAGGAGGAGGCGGGUGAGAGUCCUGAAGAAUAGGGGAGUGAAGCUGGUCAAGAGUGACACAUAGAUGGAUGGACAGAGUUGGGGGCGGGGGCGUGCGACGGAAAGAGGGAAAAAGUUGGAGGCUUUGUUGGGUUUACCGAAACGAAUUAUAAAUCCCUUUAUAAACAGUGUAAAGUUUCUACAUAUGCAAUAUAACCUCUGAUUUUUAUUAGUGAGAGACUAAAAUUCUUUAAUAAACUGUUAUCACCAUUUCAUUGCGGUUUUUGCCUCAUCAGUUCCACUUCUCAUUCUCUCUUCUUUUAUUUUAUGGAUCACCUCAACUUGGGAAACAACCUUACACAAACCUAAUUGCUGUUCCAGAAGCUCUCUGCUACUUUAGCCGCUCUGUAUCUAAUCCGUGUAGAUUGAUUAGAUACAGAAAUAAUGUGACGGGAUAAUCCAAAAAGCUGUCCGCUAUCAAGGACGGUUGAGAGCUAAAGAAACUGAUCACUAAA